Hyaena hyaena (striped hyena) is the source of this 3066-nucleotide messenger RNA. RefSeq names its product membrane spanning 4-domains A14 (gene MS4A14). The transcript is spliced from 6 exons. Gene Ontology annotation, biological process: cell surface receptor signaling pathway. The coding region runs from base 127 to 2883 and encodes 918 amino acids. Gene Ontology annotation, cellular component: plasma membrane. NCBI's taxonomy places the organism in Eukaryota, Metazoa, Chordata, Mammalia, Carnivora, Hyaenidae. The record is from RefSeq and is a predicted model, not a curated record.
GCUGUCGGAGUGAGUAGGGCACCUGCCAAGGCUCAUUGCUAAGGACUCCAUGUGAGGCUGAUGGAAGACCAUGAUUUUAGCUGUGACGUUCAAUCACUUCUUCUAACAGAGCUCUGCCACUGAAUCAUGGGGUCUUCAUCUGAGGUCAAAAGAUCGUCCCAUAUCAUGGUGAUACAACCAAAUGAAACAGUACUGACUGCACUUCCCUAUGAGCCUCAGACCUCUCUGCUGGAUUUCCUGAAGGGAGAGCCCAAAGUCUUGGGGGCUAUCCAGAUCCUGCUUGCGCUGAUCAUUGUGGGUGUCGGAACUAUAUUUGCAUUUAAUUACUUCAAUUUCUCCCAGAGAUUUCCCCUCGUUUUCCUCACAGGAUAUCCAUUUUGGGGAGCAUUUAUUUUUGUUAUUACGGGAUACAUCACAGGAAUCAAUGAGAACAAGAAAUGUAUGGGACUAGGUGUCACAGCCAUGAAUGUCAUCAGUUCCUUGGUUGCAGUGGCUGGGAUUACCCUAACCAUUAUCAGCUACAGACACCAGCACGAGUACUGCCAGACUCCUUCCCUCGAAGGAAUAUGUGUCAUAGGUAGAAUCCUGUUCAAUGGAAUUUUGUCAGUCUUACUGAUCAUCAGCAUAGUAGAGCUCGGCAUCUCUGUGACCAUUGCCUCCUUCAGAAGCAAAUGCUGGACAACCUCCGAUGAGAUUGUAUUUUUCUUGUCUUCGGAUGUCACUGAAGAGAGUGAACUAUCUGUCCUUGAAGAAAAUGCUGUAGUACAAUUUGAGCUUCAAGAACAGUCCUCCACUACUGAUUCAACAACAAACAUACAACCUGUUUUCAUUGGAGGCUAUACUUUCUUCAAGUUAAGAAUCACAAGAAAUCCUUUAGCCUUCAGACAUUCGAGGAGGAGAAGUAGUAAUAGUUACUACACAUCUUCUGUGUCCAUGCUAGAAGAACAACAGAAAAGUAUCCCUCCACCCUCAAAACUUUAUGAGGAAAGACCUAAGCUGAAAUCUUUGCCUCCCAAGUUGCAGGAAAUGCCCACAGAAGAGACUCCAUACGUCAAACCACUGAAAGAUGAAGACCUGCAAUUUGCUAUGGCCCAACACCCAGAACAGCCAACCCAACUGCUGCAGUCCCAAACUUCACCACUCCAAGUUCUCCCAUCCAGUUCUAUAAAAAAACUCCAAGUGUUACCACCCCAGGCUCUGCCAGUCCAGGCAUCUCCACCUCCACCAUCCCAUGACACAGAGUCUCAAGGCCUGACAUCAGAAGACAUGCCAUACCAAGACAUGCCAUCACAGGAAUUGCAAUCCCAGAACAUGCCAUCCCAAGAUAUACAGUCCCUCGACAUGUCAUCUCAAUAUGCAGCACCCCAAGGCAUGCCAUUCCAGAACACAUUAUCCCAAGGCAUGCUAUCCCCAAAUCCACCAUCUGAAGGCAUACUUUACCAAGAUCUGUAUUCCCAACCACAAGCUCUGCCAGCACAACCCAUGCUACUGGAUGCCCCAGCCUUUCAUGCAGCACAGUCCUCUAAUAUGGAACGUCUAGAUCAGCACACCCUAGAUAUGCAACACCAAACCCAGCAACUUGCACGUUUAUCAUAUAAAGACAUGCAAUCAGAAGUCAUAUUACUGACCCAAGACUGGAAAUCUGAGGCAGAAUUCCACAGCAAGAAAUCCUCAAAGUGGCAAUUCCUAAACUGGCAAAAUAAAAACCUGCAAUCCCUAAAGUCACAUGAUUUAGAGUGGCAAAACAAAGACCAGCAAACUCCAAAACAGAACCCCCCAGACCCGCAAACGCAAGGCCAGCAACCCCUAAAAAAGAAAUCCCUAGACCAGCACAUCAAAGACUGGCUAUCCCCAAAGAGGCACUCCAUAGAUAAGCAAACCCAAGUUCAGGAAACCAGAAAGAAGUCCUCAGAUCAGCAAGCUAAAGACCAGCUGCUGGUCUCAGAGGAACAAUCCCUAAGGCAACAAUCCCCAAGUAGACACCGUAAGUAUCAACAGGACAAAGAGGAAAAGCCCCCAAAGGAACAACCCAAAGAUAGACAAGAUAAAGCUCAACAGACUGAUAUGGAGCGACCUCCCAGGAAGCAUACCCAACAUGAGCAAGCUGAAGAUCUGAAAGUCCGAAAGGGGAAAUCCCCAAAGGAACAGCGCAAGGACAGAAAAGAUAAAGCUCAACAGACUGAUAUGGAGCAACCCCCCAAGCAACAACCCCAAUAUGAGGAAGUUGAAAACCUGCAGGCCCAAGAGAAGUCCCUAAAGCAGCUACAUCAAAACUGGCAAUCCCAGAUCCAGGAAUACCAAGCUUGGCAAUCUUUAAGCCAACAAUCCCAAGACUGGAGAAGUCAAAGCUGGAGGAACAAAGAGCGGAAAGUACAAGAUCUGGAAUUUGAAAUUCCACAUUCUCUGAAGUGGGAAUCCCAAGUCUGGCAAACCCAAGAUCUAUUAGAGAAAGAAUCCCAAAAGCAGAAAACUCUACACCAAGAAGGCCAAAAUGUGCACAUCAUAACUCGACAUCAGCAAUUACAAAGCAUUCCAUUGGAAGACAGUCAGUAUCAAGAGGAGAAACAACAAGACCUUAAGUCCACAGAUAUCCAAAAAGAAGGUAUGCAAACAGAAACCAUGCAAAUAAGAGACAGCAAACCAGAAAGCAUCAAAUACCAAAACCUACACAAGCAUCAGUCAGAAGAUAAAAAGCCAGAUUGCUGUUCGUCCUGUCAAAGCUCAAUCCAAGACGCACAUUCUGCCUAUAUGUCUGAUAUAAAUUCAGAACAAGAUGUGCGAAAAAACAUUUCAAUUUGCUCAACUUCAUACCAAGAAGAUACAACUUUAACUUCUCCAUCAUGUUCCCCAAAAGACCAACAGCAAUCUGAGGACUCUGACUAACAUGGAAAAUCUACCCAAAUUCCACAGUGCUCCCAAGUACGGGACCAAAAUAAAGAAAAACAAUAUAGUCUCCUCCAACCUAUGUUCUCAAGUAUGGUUGCUACCUAUUCACCCACCAAAAAACAAAGGGCAUGCAAAACACUUGUCCUUAAUUAAAAUAAAAUGACAACAAAUAUUAACACC